Messenger RNA from Symbiodinium necroappetens, 1182 nucleotides. Lineage: Eukaryota; Dinophyceae; Suessiales; Symbiodiniaceae. The record is from the annotation of a GenBank genome assembly.
GACAUCUUGCGCGCUCAGCUGGAGUCCAGCCUAGUUCGAGGAGGUCUGACCGACCGAGCCUUCUGUGCGGUUGUCCCCGACAGGUUGCAGCUUCGGUCCUCCAUGCUGCAGGCAAUGUCCGAUGGCUCUCUAGAGGGAGCCUUGAAGACUGCGUUUGCAGACCACGAUGCCGUAACAAUUGUUGCGGAGCAACCAGACAUGUCGGGCGACAUCGCUACCUUGGCUGAUGCAGACGAGGAGACUUUUGAGCUGGAGAAGCUCAGGGAGCGAAUCGCUCAGAAGAUGCUGGCUGCCAGCUUGGAUGGAUCGCUUCAGGUAGCGCUUGGUGCAUUCCAGGGUCCCAAAAAGAACGUGGAUGAAAUCCGCGCGAAGCUCGCGGAUCAGCUCCUGGAUUCUCUGAACAACGGCUCCCUAGAAAAAGCCUUGGCUCCCCUCGCCAAAGAGAAAGAGGACCUGAAGCCUACAGCGGCAGGCGGCAGCGACCCUAGCGGCCCAGGCGGUUCCGAGGAUUUGCGGCAACGCGUCGCUUCUCAGCUGGAGGACGCUUUGACAGAUGGCUCCCUGGAGGCCGCUCUGCAGGCGUGCAUCGUUCCGAAGGAGGACCUCCAGCCGGGGCCACCGCCCGAGGAACCUGUGGACAUCGAGAUGCUGCGACAGAAGCUGGCUCAUCGCUUCGAAAGCUCGGUGGCUGACGGCUCCUUGGAGGUUGUGCUCGCCGAGCAGUCGAAGGCAGUUGCGGCUGCGAGAUCUGCAGGCACUGAGGAUCUGCGGGACAAAGUGGGUGCCCAGAUGCUGGCGGCCUUCAACGACGGAUCGCUUGAAGCUGCCUUGGAGGCGAAUGCAGCUGAAGAGACUGACUCGGAACGCCUGAGAUCGAAGUUGGCGACCUCGUUGUCCCAGUCCUUCUUGGAUGGAUCCUUAGAGAUGGCUCUCAGCGCCAGCCUCCCGGAGAUUGAUUCUUCCAAUCUGCAGGUCGCGAAGCCAGCGAGGCAGUCGCGUCCACCUUCGGCACAAGCCAUGAGCAGCGCCGUCGGCCUUCUUCACGUGCUUUCCAGCUAUGAUCGCCGCAUUGGAAAGAUCGCCGCAUCAAUAGAAGCCGCAGAGCACGCCAUCCGGGAGCGGAUCCAGCAAACAGAGAUGCUUCAGGUGGGCAGGGCCUUGGGAUGCGUGGAGGGCUGCUAA